CAUCGAUUUCUCGCGAGUUAAAACAAGAAUAUACAUACAAAAAUGCUUGCUCGCAACAUCUUACUCUGCGGCCAGGGAGCGCUCUCGGCAUCUGGUUUUCGGGGGGUAACAAGCAGCUUCUCCACCGCAGCAGGCGCGCAUGCUGCAGCGGGUCAAACGAAAGUGGAAGUACCGCCUGGCACGCCCGCAGCCAUCGCCGCGCUGCUUCCCUUCAUCGCCUGCCCCCUCACCAAGUCGCCAUUGAGGUACGACCCCGCCUCCCACCGGCUGGUGAACGACGAGCUGGGGGUGUCGUACGGCGUGUCAAGCACAGGCGUACCGCAGCUGCUGCCGCUGCUGGGGGAGGUGCGGGGCGAGCAGGUGGUCCCAGAUGGGGACCAGGAGGGCGGCCAGGCAGGGGCGGGCGGCGGCGGGGGUAAGCCGCGCUGAGCCGGCGGCGCGCUCUGGGGCUGGCGGGCGCAGCAACGCCUUCCCCGGCAUAACUGACGGCACAACAAGCGGUUGGCGGUUGGCGCCGGCUGCCAGCUCACGAACCGCCAAUUGGCAACACCGCUAUACGGACUCCAAGCGCGCAGCGGGCUAGCUAUGGCUCAGGGAGGGACAGGGCACAACAGCCCACGCAGCGUACCGCGCAGCCGACAGCCUGCGCGCCCAACCCGCCCGGGUGCGGCGGCAGUACGGCGGCGGCAGUGCCCACGCUGUGAACCGCCUGGCCGCGUGGGCAGCGCCUGUGUGUGCCGUAUGCGGGUCCGGGCCUAGGGCCGCCCGUCCGUGCUGUGUGUGUGCGGAGUGCGGGCCACGCGGAGGAGACCGCUGCGCUGGGCCUCCGGUGACACAACAGACACCGCAGCGGGGCGCCGGCGCCAGAGCAGCUGCAGCAGAGCACCGGUGCGUGGCAGCAACAUGCGGAUGUUCGUGGUGGCGGAGGCGGCGGCGGUGGCAGCGGCGGCCGGACCACAAGUGUUUGGCAGUGUGGUGUGGUGUACUGGUGUGGUGUGGCCUGAUGCCGCCACCCCGCGGCUGGGCGGGUGGGCGGCACGGAAGGCAGCAAGCUGGGUUUGUGGCUUUGUGGUGGUGACGCGGGGUGAUGCCAGAGUGUGGGGCAGUGCCCAACCGCCCCGGGAAGCAUGUUGUUCCUGCUGCGUACUGCUGCCGCAUACUGCUGCUGUUGUGAGUGUUGUUGGCGAAGGGCGGGCAAGGCUGUCUGUGCAUGAGGGCUGCAACUGAUGGGGCUGAUGCAGCGGUGCGGUCGUGUGGAGCCGACACUCCGGAGCAAGCGCUGACGGCUGCUGAUGAGGCUGUCUGUCUAUGCCGGGCUAUGGGCUCAGGCGCAGACGCGAUGGAGGAUUACACGGUAGCGGGAAGGUUGUGCUUGUUAUGCACAAGCCGCUCAUCUUGACAAUGUCACAAACGAAUGCGGCGGUACGAAUAGUCACAUCCCCACAUCCACAGACUGUACUGUAACAUC
This is a messenger RNA of Chlamydomonas reinhardtii, 1468 nucleotides long. RefSeq lists its product as uncharacterized. Lineage: Eukaryota; Viridiplantae; Chlorophyta; Chlorophyceae; Chlamydomonadales; Chlamydomonadaceae. The record is from RefSeq and is a predicted model, not a curated record. The transcript has 3 exons. Bases 43 to 429 code for a protein of 128 amino acids.